AUGGCAUCCUGGCAACCACCGUCCGACUACCGCAAACGCCCCGUUGCGGUCCUUGGGGGUGGUGUUCUCGGGCGCCGGAUUGGAUGCAUCUGGGCAUCUGCAGGAUAUGAUGUUAACAUUCGUGACCCGAGUUCCCAGCAACGCGCCGACGCCAUCGCCUACAUUGAAGAAAAUGUCCAUUCUUACGCAAAGAAAACACAAAAAGCCCCCGGUGCCACUCAAGCAUUCGAUGCGCUACAGGAUGCAGUGAAAAACGCAUGGCUCGUUAUCGAAGCCAUUCCGGAAAAAAUCAACUUCAAGAUAGACACCUUUGCAGAGCUCGCAGCUGUUGCUCCGACAGACUGUAUACUUGCAUCCAAUUCUUCCUCUUACAAAUCAUCGGAGAUGCUGCAAAAGGUUCCUGACGAAGCCAGAGCUCGCAUACUGAAUAUGCAUUACUAUAUGCCCCCUCAGUGUAUGAUCGUGGAACUUAUGACUGACGGACAUACUGCCGAGGAUAUAAUUACGUUCCUGGUUCAACGGUCGAAAGAAGCUGCAACUCUGCCUUAUGUCGCUAGGAAGGAGUCCACCGGCUUCAUCUUCAAUCGGAUAUGGGCGGCCGUCAAGCGCGAGAUAUUGACGAUCCUGGCUGAGGGGGUCUCUGUUCCAGAAGAGAUCGACUCAAUGUGGACAGAGAUGUUUAUUAAGAGCGGAGUAAUCCCCUGUCGCAUGAUGGACAAUGUCGGACUUGACACUGUUGCCUUUAUUGAGCAACACUACAUUGAUGAGCGUGGCCUUUCACCAGAAAAGACAGUCGACUUUCUGCGGAAGAACUAUCUCGACAACGGAAAACUCGGUGCGAAAUGCUCGAAGGGUGGCCUAUAUCCCCCAGAAGGAAAGGAUGCGUCCACAGCAGGCCGUAGGAUAAUAGCCUUGGAUAUCGGGCUAUCCGCAGAAAAACCAACGACUACAUCUGGAGAGAUCCUGGAGCUGAGCACAGAUGGCAAAAUACAACGCGUUCUUGCUAAGAACCAGUCUCUACCAGAUGGAAUUGACGUUGACUAUGAGAGUGGACGCAUGUUUUGGACAUGCAUGGGCGUCCCAGGAAAUAACGAUGGAACUGUGUACUCCGCUGGUGUGGAUGGCACUGAUAUCAAGACUAUCGUUGCCCCUGGUGGAGCUAAUACACCAAAACAAUUGGCUUUGGAUAGAACCGCAAAGAAGAUUUACUUCUGUGACCGUGAAGGGCUACGGGUUUUCCGCUGCAAUUACGACGGCUCCAACCUGGAAACUUUGAUCAAGAAUGGAGACUGGGAGAACGACGAAGAGCGCAACGAUGGACGGAAGUGGUGCGUAGGCGUCGCUGUGGCACCGAAGCUGGGAAAGUUCUACUGGACUCAGAAGGGAUUUUCCAAAUCCGGAAAAGGUCGUAUAUUCUCUGCGAAUAUCGAAACUCCUUCAAACCAGGCAGCAUCAUCGCGAAGUGACAUCGAAUGCAUCCUUAGUGGGCUUCCGGAACCCAUUGAUCUCGAAGUAGACGAGGAGUCUCGCACACUCUACUGGACCGAUCGUGGAGAAGUCCCUUUGGGCAAUGCUUUGUAUAGAACGAAGCUGGACGCCGAUGGCUCGCUGAUAGGUAUCUCUUCAUCACAGAAAUACGAGGUUAUCACACGGCACAUGAAAGAGGCAAUUGGACUGAAGCUGGACCACGAAAACCGUUGUAUCUAUUUGACGGAUCUUGGUGGAAACAUUUACAGGUACCAUCUGGAUGGCGGGGCUAAGGAGAAGAUACAUUCAGAUGAUUACAGGGCCUUCACCGGUAUCGCUCUUUUGUAG
Paecilomyces variotii is the source of this 1815-nucleotide messenger RNA. RefSeq lists its product as hypothetical. The transcript has 3 exons. Gene Ontology annotation, molecular function: oxidoreductase activity, acting on the CH-OH group of donors, NAD or NADP as acceptor; NAD+ binding. Bases 1 to 1815 code for a protein of 604 amino acids. The record is from RefSeq and is a predicted model, not a curated record. Gene Ontology annotation, biological process: fatty acid metabolic process. NCBI's taxonomy places the organism in Eukaryota, Fungi, Ascomycota, Eurotiomycetes, Eurotiales, Thermoascaceae.